This is a messenger RNA of Parastagonospora nodorum SN15, 2853 nucleotides long. RefSeq lists its product as hypothetical. The record is from RefSeq and is a predicted model, not a curated record. Bases 46 to 2853 code for a protein of 935 amino acids. Gene Ontology annotation, molecular function: GTP binding; GTPase activity; microtubule binding. The transcript is spliced from 4 exons. Gene Ontology annotation, cellular component: membrane; microtubule; cytoplasm. NCBI's taxonomy places the organism in Eukaryota, Fungi, Ascomycota, Dothideomycetes, Pleosporales, Phaeosphaeriaceae.
UCUUAUGCGCGAGGCAUACUGCAUCGGUCCAUUCUCCUAGUCACCAUGAGCGGCAGGCUCGUCGCGAACCGCCUGGCUACGUUCGCGCGCCGAACGCCUCUGCACACGCCCCGACAGUACACGACCAACACGCUCCCCGCCGGAGGUCUGCUACGAAACGAAGCUGGCCUUCGACUGAUCAAACGCCGCCCCUGGCCGCUUGGAAGCUAUGCCCUGCAUAACUUGCCUGCAACGAGAUCCAUCUCGUUCGCGAGAAUCAUACCAAAACUUGUCGGCAAAUUUGCGACAGUAGGAGCCGCCACUGGGGGCGCCGUGAUUGCCGGCGUUUCCUACAUACAGUACCAGGCCGGCCAGGCCGGAACAUUUGCCCUUGAUCUCUUCCACCGAACCAAAGACAGCGCCACCGAACUGGCGGGCGGCGUAGUUGGCACAGCGAACGGCGUCUUCGACCAACUUGGAAAAGGAUGGAACCAGACGAAGGAAGACUUGGACAAAGUACAAUACCCGGAAUGGCUUCAACGACUGCUCGCCAAGGAUGAGUCUGGUGGCUCGAGCGGCAAUGGUGGACGCGGAGGGCCAGAAGAGCCGAAGCACAGCGGUGUGGGUACAGCAGCGGCAGGUGCAUCAACGGCCGCAGCUUUUGGAUAUCCGCAGGAGGAUGAGGAGGACAAACAGGAGGCAGAAAAGAUCGCCCGGGAUGAGCAGAUGAUGAUGCUCACCAAGAAGAUGAUUGAGAUUCGUGGACUGCUGCAGACGGUUGGGCAGUCCGACACACUCACUCUGCCAUCUAUUGUCGUCAUCGGAUCGCAGUCCUCGGGAAAGAGCUCGGUAUUGGAGGCUAUCGUUGGGCACGAGUUCUUGCCCAAGGGGCACAAUAUGGUCACUCGCCGACCCAUCGAGCUUACUCUGGUCAACACUCCGGAUGCACAGGCUGAAUACGGAGAGUUUCCAGCCCUCAGACUAGGCAAAGUCACGGAUUUCAACCAGAUCCAGAAAACGCUCACGGACCUGAACCUUGCUGUACCCGCAUCGGAUUGUGUUUCAGACGAUCCUAUUCAGUUGCGGAUAUAUUCACCCAACGUCCCUGACCUGCAAUUGAUCGAUCUGCCCGGAUACAUUCAGGUAGUUGGACGCGAUCAGCCACCAGAGCUAAAAGAGAAGAUAUCGGCGCUGUGUGAAAAGUACAUCCGAUCACCAAACGUCAUUUUAGCCAUUUCAGCGGCAGACGUCGACUUAGCCAACAGUACCGCGCUUCGAGCAUCAAGAAAGGUCGAUCCGCGGGGCGAGCGGACGAUCGGUGUCAUCACAAAGAUGGACCUUGUGGACGCUGAGCGUGGUGCCAGUCUGCUCACCGACAAAAAGUACGCUUUGCGAUUAGGAUACGUUGGCGUUGUGUGUCGUGUUCCUGCCAAUGCUGGAGGUAAUAAGCUUUUCACGCGCGGCAACGGCAACAUCACAAAUGCCAUCAACAAGAAUGAGGCUGCGUACUUCUCCUCGCACCCCGAGUUCUCCCCAGAUUCCCAACUAGCUGUUGGUACCAAAAACCUAAAAAAGAAGCUCAUGCAUGUCUUAGAGCAAACUAUGGCUGGUAGUCUCAAGACCACAAGCGAGGCCAUCCAACGCGAACUUGCCGAUGCAACCUACGAGUACAAAGUGCAGUACAACGAGCGCCCUCUGAGCGCAGAGUCUUAUCUCGCAGAAUCUCUAGACUCGUUCAAACAUUCCUUCCGUGGCUUUUCAGAGCAGUUCGGUCGACAACAAGUCCGCGAUCUACUAAAGCACGAGCUUGAUCAGCAAGUGUUGAACCUUUUGGCACAGCGGUAUUGGAACCGUCCUUUCGAUGAUCUCAGCGUCCCCUUUCCUGAUGCUGAUCCAUUGAGCAGCCUUGCUAAAGCUGAUGUGGAAGGUGAGGACAACAUUUGGAAAAUCAAGCUUGACAGCUCGAGUGCUGCGUUGACCAAGCUUGGUGUCGGACGUGUGGCUACGAGCGUAGUUGCCAACGCUCUGCAAGCCCAUAUUGACCGUCUGAUUACCAACUCGCGGUUUGCCGCACAUCCUUUUGCACGACAAGCUAUCACUGAUGCGUCCACGUCAAUACUGAAAGAUUUGUCGUACGACAUCUCGGACGAGCUCGAGAUUUGCAUCAAGCCCUACAAAUACCGCAUCGAGGUGGAAGACAGCGAGUGGGCGAAAGGACGAGAGAACGUCACGACAGUUCUGAAGGACGAGCUCAAGGUCUGCGAGUCUGCGGUGAAGCACCUCGAAGACCAAAUGGGCGGACGUAAGAGGGUCAAGGACGUCAUGUCAUUCAUCGAUCGUGUACGUAGUGGCCAGGUGGUUUUAGAGGGCGACGGUGUCGGCGGUGCUGGGGGUUUCAGUGCGGCAUUGUUGGCAAAAGGACGUGAAGCGGUAUUUCUCCGCGAUCGAGUGGACGUUCUCAAGCUACGUCUCCUUGCUGUAAAGAGCAAGCAGUGCGCCACGAAGAAGAACAAGUACCACUGCCCUGAAGUAUUCCUCGACGCUGUAGCGGAUAAGCUCACUACGACGGCCGAUCUCUUCCUGGAUGCUGAGUUACUUUCAAAGUUCUAUUACAUUUUCCCACGUGAGCUGGAUGCACGCCUUGGCCGUGGCCUUACACAAGAAGAGAUCGAUCGCUUUGCCAAGGAGGACCCGAAGAUCAAGCGUCAUCUUGACGUAGUGCGCCGCAAGGAAUUGUUGGAGCACGUUCUCAAGGAGAUGGAGGGUUUACGCCAGCUCGAGCAAAGAGAGAAGCGCAUGAUGUCGCGGCGUGAAGAGAGAGCCUUACGGGAACGGGAUGGUGGUGGACGAAAAGCAGGAUGGAGCCUUUUCUAG